This is a messenger RNA of Apis cerana (Asiatic honeybee), 2517 nucleotides long. Its product is annotated as T-cell activation inhibitor, mitochondrial. NCBI's taxonomy places the organism in Eukaryota, Metazoa, Arthropoda, Insecta, Hymenoptera, Apidae. The record is from RefSeq and is a predicted model, not a curated record. Gene Ontology annotation, cellular component: mitochondrion.
UAGUAUUAAUCUUAAUAUUGUAUUAAUCUUAAUACUUUUCUUUUCAUUACAUGUUUACAUCUAUAAAAACAAAAACAGCUGAUGCAGUAUAUAAAGUAUUGAUACUUGACGUAUAUUGUUAAACUAUGCAAUACAUCAUAUAAAAAUAAAAUAUAAAUAUGUUUGUAUAUAUAUAAUAUUAUAUAUACAUAUAAAAACUAGAAAAUUUUAAGUUUCAUAAUGUUUUUUUUAUUAAUAAAACUCAUCUUUACAUUGCACAUAAUAAAUACUAAUUUAACAUCAAAUAUCACACAUAUUUAUGUUUGAUGAUCAUUUCAAUACAUGUCAUUCUUAUACUCUAUAGAUCGCACCAUUGAUUAGACAAAAAGAAGAGGUUCAAGUGCAAUGUUAUUCGAGUUUGCAUACUGACGCGAUGUAAAGAUACUUAUACGGAAAAGUAUAUGUCAGUAGUUUUUAUUUUUAUUAUAUAUCUAAAAGAUCAUAUUCUACGACUAAUAUUGGACAGAUUUAUUUGUAAAUGUAUAUUUAGUUAAAGUAAUGAAUAAUGAAUAUAUUUAUCAUAUUUCAACUUGUAAAUCUUAACGUGAUAUGAACGUGUGAUAUAGUAGAUUACAAAAAUGUAUUGUGCAUUAGGAAGAUGGUAAACAAAUAUACAUUUUUUUGCAGAAAAAAUGCAGUAAGAGCUUUAAGUACAGGUGAAAUAUCCACUGCACUCCGACCUUUUUAUUUUACUGUUCAUCCUGAUCUUUUUGGACAAUAUCCUACACAAAGAACAGUAAAUGAAAAUUCUUUAAAACAGUUAAGUUCUAUUAUAGAAAGUUUACAACAGCAAAGACCAAUAAGACCUACUACUUUACCAUUCUACUUACGUUCAAAAAAUGAAGAAGAACUUAAAGCUGGAAAAUUUACUUUAGUACAGAUACAAUUAAAAGAAAAGGAUAUACGACAAACUAUACUCUCUAUUUUAAAAACAUGUGAUUUGCCAACAACAUUUGUAGAUCAAAUUGAAGAACAAAAACCAACUGAUAGUACAAAAUAUAAAUCAAAAUUCUGGCAAAGAAAAGGAGUUGGAGAAGAUAUAGAUUUUUCAGAACUAGAAGAUAAUCCUAUUUAUGCAUCUAUUUUAAUGAAAAGAAAAAUUAAUUCAGAACCUGAUACUCUUAAAGCAUAUUUAGAUAAACACAUUAAUGAAGUACAUGUAAAAUUAGAAGCAUGUAGGCCAAUAAGAGAGGAAGUACAAAAAUUAGAAAAGAUAUUAUGCUCUGAAUUAGGUUUAAAAAAUAUCAUAUGGGAUUGUGGUUGGAAUAUAGCUCAUUACAGAGGAUGUUUAUUAGCUUUUAAAGCAUUAUCUGAACAUCAUCCUAAAUCAAUGGAAGUACUCAAAAAUAGGACACUUGUUUUUGCCAAUGAUACAGGUAUUAGUGUAGAAGGAAAUGUUAUGUUAAAUUCAGGUGAAGUUAGGCACAAUUGGCUUGAUUUAAUUAAAAAUAUUCAAAAAUACGAUGUAGUAUUAUUGAGAUUACCAGCUUUUGAGAAGGCAGUUUCACAAGUGCUUCUUAACAUUAAAGUGGGUCGACGGGUACUCUAUAUGUGCAGGAAAUUCAUGCCGAAAGUAAUGGUUAGCCAGUAUGAACAACAACUACAACAACUUAUCACUACUCUCUCAGAUUAUCGAGGUCGACGAAAUUAUCCAAAAGUGUGGCCAACCGAUUUGUCAACGUAUGAAAUUGUAAUUGAGACUGAAGCAGGUCCUUUAAUGCUCUCUCCUACUGGACAAUUUAUUGUUCCAUCUUCUUGCCCAAGUUUUCUCUUAGUAAAUUUUAUUACUGAUAAUUUAGAAGAAGCUACUAAAAGAUUACAUCAUUAUAACAACAUAAAAUAUGUAGAACGUGAACUUCAUAAUAAAGUUGUCCAGGAAUUGGGUUUGACUAUUCUAAAUAAGGAUGAUAGUAUCACUCCUGAUUUGAUGAUACAAUGUUGUGAACGUUUAUUAUUACAUAAAAAUACUUUGGCUCCUUUGCUAAAAGAUGUUAUGUUAUGGGUGACACAUUAUUACUCAAUUAUGAGUGAUGGUGUAUUAUGUAUACCAUGGGAUUGGAAACUUUGAAUUACAAUGUAAAAUAUUUUUAAAUAUUUUCUUUGCAGUUCUUUAUCUUUAUAUCAAUUCAUAGAAUUGUGUUACGAAAUUAUAUGAAUGAAUUAUAUGAAAUUAUAUUAUGAUUAAUUAAUAAUGAUUAUUAGAUAUAAUUUUGUUAUAUAUAUGAUAACAAAAUUAUAAAUAUACAUAAGGUAAAAAAUUAAUUUAGAAAACUGCAUAAAGCAAAUAAUUUUUAUUAUGCUUUAUAAAAUGCAGUUAGUACUAUGAAUUUCUUUAUAAUUUAUAUGUAAUUUGCAUGUUGAAUAUAAUUAUUAUUGUUAUUAUUGUAUUUUAACAAAAAAUGUGAAAAAAAUUUUUUGUAAAAUCAUAUAAUAUAAAUAACGCAUAUAGAAAAAUAAAAAAAUUAUAAAAUUUUUAAA